Messenger RNA from Drosophila busckii, 9084 nucleotides. RefSeq names its product microtubule-associated protein futsch. Gene Ontology annotation, cellular component: RSF complex. The transcript is spliced from 8 exons. The record is from RefSeq and is a predicted model, not a curated record. Gene Ontology annotation, biological process: regulation of DNA-templated transcription. Lineage: Eukaryota; Metazoa; Arthropoda; Insecta; Diptera; Drosophilidae. The coding region runs from base 166 to 8565 and encodes 2799 amino acids.
CAAUAAUAGAGAAGAGCUGCAAUUUUACAACACUGCAGCAGCGGGCUAGCAUAAUGAAAAAAUGUAAUUGUUAGCUAUUAAAUUUGAUAAACAAAGACGCAGUGCGCUACUAUAGAAGAACGACGUCAAAGAUUCACAAGUGAAAAGUAUACAUAUACGUGAAAAAUGGCGGCGUCCUCAGCCACGGCUGAGUGUAAAGACGAAUGUAAUGAAAAAGAUGACGAUACACUGACCACAACGCAGCAUACAUGUGCUAAUGAUCCAGAUUUUGCAGUAAUAUGCUGUUUUAUGCAGAAAUUUGCUAAAGAUUUGGGCUUGGCGUUGCCAAAUUUCAAACAUUUGCAGGAGUGGUUGACAAACAACGAUGAAGUGGCUGAACUGCGCGAUCUGCACAUAAAAUUAUUGCGCAAGACACGCAAAACAGUGCAUGAGAAGAGCUGGGAGUCGGCGAUUAGUAAAUUUUGCUUUGGCUAUUCCAUGCAAGAUGCAUGGGAGGUUGAACGCUUUGGAUAUAAAAACUCCAGCUUAAAAGUGAAAUUGCGCAUACUGCGGGAAUUGUUGGAGAGCCAGUUUGAGCGUAAUGCUAAAUUCCGUGCUCACAUACUCACACUGAAUGCGGCUUCGCUGCGUGCUCAACCCAUAGGCCGAGAUCGCUUAGGCCACGCCUACUGGCUGACACAGGAUGUCGAUUGUAAUUUGCGCAUCUAUCAGGAGCAUCUCGAUGAGGAAAUAUGGCAGGUUGUGGCCACCAAUCGUGAUGAAUUUGUUAAUCUCAUUGCACGCUUGCGUGGCAAUGAGGUGGUGUUGCCCUCCAAGGAUAUUGGCGAGGCGGAUGAGGAUACUACGAGCAGCAGCAGUAGCAGUCAAAAUGCAGUGGCAGCAACGACGCCAGCGACCGAGGAGGAUGCACCUGAAGAAAAACUUCCCAACUUAAAAAUCAAGCUGUGCACACCUGAACAGUCAGAUCAGGCCGAGGUAAAGUCCAAGAAGGUCAAGCCCUUGCUAAUAACUCAAGCAAAACUCCACGGCUCACCCGCACCCGCCAAGAAACGCACGCUCGAUGAUGUGGACAGCAGUCCCACAGACUUGGCGACGGCAGAGCAGCUAAAAAAGCAGCGACCCACGCUGCUUGACACCAAACGCAUGAAGAAACCCAGUCGCUAUGAGAGCACCAAAUCAGAGGAUGACAACGAGGUUGACUCGGAGGAUUCAGAAUUGGACGAAGGCGAGGAGGAGGAAGAAGGCUCUCUAGAAGGGGAAGAUGAUUCGCUAGAUAGCGCUGCAGCCGAUGAAGAUGAGAAUGAACAUAGAAUAAACACAGAGGAUGAUGACGAUGAUCAAGAGGAGGAAGAGGAAGUAAGCGAGGCUAUUGAAGAGCCAGUGCUGCAUGUGCGUGGUCAAGGCGCCGGACGCGACUGCGAUGCCAUCUUUAUAGACUCUGAGGAAGCUGAAGUGGAAGUGAGUGACGCUAUUGAGGAGCCUGUUCACUAUGUGCUGGGCUUGGGCAGUGGCGAAGACUGUCUGGUAGGCAAUGGUAAUGAAACACAUGCCGAGGAAACUACCACAAAGCCAGAGCCCAAGGCUACCUUUUUCUUUGGUGAGCCUGGCUGCCUGAAGCUAAGUCCCAUCAAACACGCACCCAAGCCGGAGGUUAAACGCAGCAUCUUCGAUAGCAUUGCAGAGCCGCCAGCGGCGCCGCCUGCUGAGCUGGAGAAGACUAACGGUGAGAGUCUGACGCAGGAACAGCCCGAGGCGCAACCGCAGCCUGAGCCAGAAGAGCAGCAGCAGCGAGAGACAGAGCAGCAACCAGAGACGCCUCCGCAAUUAGAGAUUCCUCAGAAACCAGAGACGCCUCAGGAACUAGAGAGGCCUCAGGAACUAGAGACUCCUCAGCAACCAGAGAUGCCUCAGCAACCAGAGGUGCCUCAGCAGCAUCCAGAAAUUCCUGAGCAACAAGAGACGCCACAACUCAAUGGAAAUGAGAGCACAAAAGAAGCAGAAAGUGAGGAUGCAAGUGUGACUGAAAAGAAAGAGGAUUUGCCUAAGGAAAAUGAAAUCUCAAGUGAACAAAGUGAGGAUCAGGCAGAGGAGCCUGUUUACCAAGUAAAGGUUGUAGAAAGUGAGCUGGAAAAAGAGACGGCAACGAAAUCAGUUGAAAAAGAAACUUUAAAUAAUGACAUUGAAGCGGAAAAUGUAGAAAUUGUUAAAGAAACUGUGGAGACGGCGGAGGAAGAGAAAGUAGAGCAAGCAGCAGAAGUGCAUGAAGCAGAAGUUGUAGAGACAAUAGAAGUAAAGGAAGCUGAAGUGGUUGCCGCUAAAAAUGUCACAGAAACUGAACCUCAGGCUGAGGAAGCGCCAGAGCCACAGCAAGAAGACGUUAAGCUGGCAACAAUUGAAGAAGCUAGUGAAACGCCUAGAGAGGCUGAAAAUAAAACCAACGAGGACAUACAAGAAAAUGUUGACUUACCCAGCACUUCCAAAAGCAUAGAUCUUCAGCUGGAGCCCGCAGAGCCCAUAGAGAAGGAAGAAGAAGAAGUGGAAACAAAGCUAGCAGCUACAAUUGAGGUAGUAGCUGCGCCUACACCCAAAUCUCCACUAGCUGAAGUUGAAACAAAGCCAGAAGUUCCAAUUGAGGCGGAGCAGGCAGCUCCUUCGCCCAAAUCCACAGAAGUAGAAGUUGAAGCAAAUCCAGCAGUUCCAAUUGAGCAAGAGGAGGCUACUCCAUCACCCAAAUCCACACCAACUGAAGUUGAAGAAAAGCUAACAGUUCCACUUGAGGUCGUAGCUGCUCCUUCACCGAAAAGCAUACAAGAAGCAAAGCCAAUUGAAGUCGUUGCGCCCCUUACACCCAAAUCCCCACAAGCUGAAGUUGAAACAAAGCCAGCAGUUCCAGUUAAAAUUGAGGCCACUCCUACACCCAAAUCGACACUUUUGGCCAAUCGCAAGCGUCGAUUAAGCGAAUUGCCAGCUCCAAAUCCACGUCAUUCCACCUCUGAAAGUGAAGUGGAAGCACAGCCACUGGACGACGAGCAGCUGAGCACAGAUGAGGAACUGGAUGUUGGAGGCAAGCGCAUAAAGAUGCGUCCAAAGAUUAGCAAUGUGGAAGCACGACGCAAAGUCGAGGAGUUGAAGACGCAAAUUGAGGAAACCACUUCAUCCAGCGGCGGCGAGGAAGAUGUACGUAGUCGCAACCGUAAGAUAAUAGCGCCCAAGCGUCAGCUGGAAAAACCACAAGCAGUCACAGUGGCUACCAAGUCCAAGCCCACUCUGGCAGAGAUUAUAGAAAAGAAGCUAAAGAAGACGCCAGAGAAGACAAUAGUUGAGCACACAACAGAACCGCCAGAAACAGUACAGACUAUUCGAGAAGUCACACCGCCACCAGCUGUAGUCCAAGCAGAAGUAGCUGCUUUUGUGCCACCCAAGAAAUCGCCCAUUACCAAGCCCUUGAAAAAGAAUCUCUUGACACAGCUGCGUCAGGAGGAAAGCGACGAGGAGGCAGUGCCCCGAAAGCGAACAAAUAGUGAAAAUGUGUCGCUGCCCACGCCGCCAGCGCCAGAGUCAACGCUACAACGCAAGCGACGCAGCAGCGAGGAUGCCAAAGAAUCAACUGACAAUAGCAGCCAUGACGCUCAGACGCUUAAUCCCGGUGAGAAACUAAAGCGCAAUAAGGAGCAGCUGCCGGAGGAGAAGAAACAAGCGGAGGGCAAACAGGCAUCACCGGCACCAGCUAAAAAAGAAUCAUCUCCAACGCCGUCAGUCAAGGAGGAAGAAGAGGAAGAGGAGGAGGAACCUGCAGCGGAAGUUAAACAGGAAACAGCACCUGCAAUUGAAGCCGCCGGCAGACGCUCUGGACGACGUGGUGGUGCCACUGUAGUACACACAGAGCUGCUGCAGGCCAAGCGCACGCGUGGAGGCGUCAAGGUGAAGCCGCAAGAAGCUGAAGAGAAAGAGGAUGAGCCAGAAAAGAAACUGCCCAAGGAGGAGCAGGUGAAGCAGGUUAAAACAGAAGCCAAGAUCGAAACUGUAGUGGCCAAGGAGGAGCCAAAAAGCUUAGCUGCCAAGUCAGAGCGGCCGGACCCUAAGCCGGAGUCGCCUAAGGCGAAAGAUGACCCGAAGCAGGAGAAGGCCGCAGAACCGGGGGCUAAGCCGAAGCAGGAGAAGGCCGCAGAACCGGAGCCUAAGCCGAAGCAGGAGAAGGCCGUGGAGCCCGAUAAGCCAGCGUCAACACCAACUAAAACUGGUCCAGGUCGUGGCCGCGGUCCGCGCAAGAAGCGUGAAGUGGACACCACCAACAUAAUCGACACCAACGAUUCGGAAACGCCAGUGCGUCAAUCUCGGCGCAUAGCACAGCAGAAGAUCAAAGAGGAGGCGGAACGACGCAAGCUGGAGGAAGUGGCGCUACGCAGCAUGAAGCAAGAGCUAAAGAAGAAGAAGAAAGCCGAGCAGUCAGACCCCACAGUGGAAGAGCCUUCCGCUGAGUCAGAGUCAGCAGAUUCCGCCAGCGAAGCAGAGGAGGAAACCAAAAAGAAAAUCAAAAAGAAAUGUCCAGGCAAGGAUGGCGGCUGGUCAUCGGACUCCGAGGAGCAAGCCGAAUCAGAGGAGGAAGAGGAAGAGCCACCCCACUACGAAACAGAUCCCGGUUCGCCUCUUUUUAAAUCCGAUCACGAGUUCUCACCCGAAUCUGAGCUAGAGGAUGAAUCUCAGGUGGUGCCCAUGAAGCGCGCACGCACGCUGCGCAAAGAGAACGCCGAGGAUGAGGAGGAGUAUGCCGAUGCGGAUGAGUCGUGCCAGAAAUGUGGCAAAUCCGAUCACCCAGAAUGGAUUCUACUCUGCGAUACGCCAGACUGCAACAAGGGCUAUCAUUGUAGCUGCCUCAAUCCCGUGCUCUUCUACAUACCCGAGGGCGACUGGCACUGUCCGCCGUGUCAGCAGGAACAGCUCAUUGUGGCGCUGGAGCAGCAGCUACAGGUCUAUGAUGGCUUAGUGCUGGCCAAGCAGCAGGCCAAGCUGCUCGCCGAGGAAGCUGUGCGUCAAGCGGAGGCGGCAAGCGCUUUGGUCAAACACGAUUCUCAGCUGGACUCUGACUCGGAGCGAGAUCAGCGUAAACAGCAUAACGAUGAUGAUGAUGAUGAUGACGGCGUUAGCAGCCAAGGCAAGCAGCGCUCCAAGGCAGACAAGAGCAAGCGGCGACGCGGCGAUGGACGCAGUAAUCGACGCGCUGCUAAACGUGGCACGCGUCGACGUCGUGGCGGACGCAAUGAAGCAACCGAAAGUGGCAGCAGCAGCGCUGGCGGCGAUGCUAACAGUGGCACCAAAACAGGCGAUGGAGCACGCACUAAGCGCAACAGCAGCAGCGGCAGUGGCAGCUCCAGCAGCAGCAGCAGCUACUCCGACUCGGAUGAUGAGCCCAUUUACAAGCUGCGCAAGCGACGCCAGAUCAAUGUUAGCUAUCGUCUGAAUGAGUACGAUGAUUUGAUAAACUCUGCGCUCAAAAAGGAAAUGGAUGAAGUAGCAGGCGCAGGCAAUUUGGGGCGUGGCAAGGACAUCAGCACUAUAAUCGAAGCGGAUAAGGAGAAGAGCAGGCGUGAGGAAGACGAUGCGGAGGAGCCUGUCGCAGCAGCUGAGAAAUCAGCACACGAAACGGAUUCCAAUGAUGAGGACUCAAAGGAUGAACAGCCGCUGCAGACGAGCAACAAAUUCAAGUUGAAGUCAGCGCCGCCUGCCAAGAAAAAACCACGUAAGCUCACUACGCUCGAUGUAAGCUCCGAGGAGGAUCAUGGCAGCGAUGAAGACUUCAAAACCUCGAGCUACUCCGACGAGGAUACCUCGCAAUCGGCCUCCGAGGAGUCCGAUUCCAGCUUGGAGCUGUAUCGUGGCCGUGGACGUGGCAAGCAUCAACGCAAGGCAGCGCGUCGAGCAGCGCGAGAGCGACGCAAGGAUCGCAAAUUUGUAGUGGAGGAAAGCGAUGAAAGCGAGGAGGAGCAGCAGAAGCAGAGCCGCAACAGCAAGUCCAGCAAAUCCAAGAAGAAACGCAAAGAGGACUCGGACUAUACGGAAACGGAAACCGAGGAUGAUGAUGAUGAGAAUGGCUCCGAAUUAUCAGAGAAUAUGGACAGCGCAGAUUUGUGUGAUGAUACAACAAGUGAUAGUGAGGAUGGCGGCUGGAAACCCAACUCCAAGCGCAAGAAGAAGAAACCCUCGACGAGCAUAGCACGCAAGUCGCCCAAGCUGAAGAAGCCCGUGCCCAAGAAGCCCAAGCGGCUGGAGUACUCCGAUGACGACAUAAGCGAGAGCGAGCCCGAGGAGGAUGAUGAAGAUGAGGAGCAGGCGGAGCUGGGCGCCAAUGGUGCGCCCAUGUCGGGCAAGGGAUCUGGUAAGCAGCCAAGAUCGCAGCCGCUCAAGAAAGCCAAUGCAAGUCCAGCUCAGAGCGCUGGCAAGGGCAAAGGCAAAGGCAAGGGUGGCGGCAAAAAGAAGAAGCCAGCCAAAUCUUCUUCAGAUGAAGAGGCGGCUGCCACGGCUGCGGAUGAGCGAACGCGCACACGUGGACGUCGCUAUGCCUACAUAGAAGACUUUGAUGACGAUAGCUCCGAUGGCGGCAUUAAGCCUGGCGUGCAUCGUCCGGAUACGCCGCCCGAGGAGCGUCAGAAGUUUAUACAAAAGCAGGAGGAGAUUAAGCGCAUGCUGGCGGAGAAGAACGCCGAGGGCGCCAAGCUGGCGGCUACGCCACGACUGACGCCCAUUAAAGCGGGCAGUGGUCAGGAGAAGCGCACACCUGGCAAAGCGACAGCUGGCGGAGAUUCGCUGUCCACCGUUCCCUUGUCGGUUAUACGCCAAGCCAAAGUGCUGGACAUUGACUAUUUGCAACGCAAGGGUGAGAACAUAGACGAUCUGGAUGAUGUAGCUGAGUCCGAGCUGGAUGAUGCCGAACUGCCGGAUGAUCUGCCCGACGAUAUGGAGGAUGCCAUUGCGCGCAUGGUCGAGGAGGAGGAGCAAUUUAGUGCGGCAGUUGCAGCACGUGAAUUGCCCGCGCCGGAUGAAGUGCUGCGUCAUACGCCCAGCAAAUCCAAGGGCAGCAAGCAGUCGACGCCCAUUACGCCCGAGCAACUAGUGGCGCCGGCCAGCGCUUCAGGCUUGCAGGAACCGCUGCGUAAGCGUCUGCCCAUGCCCACCAUGCAUCCGCCACUGCUGCGUCAUCAGUUCCCAGGCGGCGGCUUGCCCGCCUCGCUGCUGCCGCCGCCACCACCCAACUCGCAACAUGCGCCCAGCAUGCAUCCCAUGCUGCAGCGCCAUCUAGCGCCCACGCCGCCCAUGCAACUGCUGCAAAAUGCACUCUCUGCGCCGCUGGGUCAGCCGCUUGGACGUGUCGGCUAUCCGCCCCAGCAGCAGCAGCUUUCGCCUGUAGCCGCCAUGCAGCGCAUGCCGCUGGGCAUGUCCAUGCCUGCUGCAGCUGCGCAUCUUAUGCAAGCCGCAGCCGCUGCUGCUGCAGUGCGUCCACCUGCGCCUGCACCAGCGCCGCCGCCAGCAAGCGCUGCAGCCGACACCAAGCCACGUGGCAGACGGAAAAAGGUGACACCACUGCGAGAUCAGCUGCAGAAGCAACAAACCGCUGCCGCUACAGCUGCAACUGCCGCAACGCCACCAACUGCGUCCUCGCCAGCAGACAAAUCCACGCCUGCUGGCAAAUUGCCGCCGCCUCAGCCGCAGCUCUUCAAGCCACAUGAGGAAACGCCGCCGCCGCCGCCAGCGAUUGUCUCGCAAGCUUCGGUUAUUACGCGCAUGCCCAUGCCCUCGCUGCUGCCGCCGGCACACGCACAUCAACAUCAACGUGGAGCACCGCCUCCAUCCGCUGCAGCGGGCAUGUAUCCCAGCGGCGCAGAGCUGGCGCGCUUCUAUGGACAGCCGCUGCCGCCCAGCUCAGCGCUGCGUCCCACUUAUGGCGCACCGCCGCCGCUGCGAGGCGCGCCACCAGCCACAUCCACAGCGCCCAAUGCGCGUCCACCGCCCUAUCUACAUGGCCAUGCACCCGAGCAUCACCCAGCGCCACAUCUCAAUCCCUAUAGAACGCCGCCCAUUUAUGGCAAUCCCAGCUUUGCGCCUAGAGUAGGACCGCCACCACGACCUGGCGCCGUGGACUAUGCAGCAGCACCACGCGGCUAUCCUCCCUAUGGCUACUACCCACCACCGCUGAACACGCCGCCAGCGCAUGCAUCGGCGCCCAGCUCGGUGAUUGUCAGUGCGCCGCCAACAGCCACGCCCACAAAUCAUUCAGUAUCCGUGCUGACCAGAGGCAAGUCGCCAGCGCCGUCAACAGCGCCCGCGCCGAACGAAGCGCACAAGUCGUCGGUGAUAACCAGCAAGAAGUUGAUUACACUGGAAGCGUAUUCGAAUGUCAAGUCACCCAUGGUGUCGGCUGAUUCGCCAGCGGGCGUGGCAGAGGAGGACUCUAGCUCGGCGCAUGGCAGCAGCAGCGCUGCUGUAGCCGCGUCCAGCGUCAGCGGCGGCGUGGGCGAGUUCUCGGGCCUGGUGAGCUACUUUAGCUCGCAGCAGGAUGAUUAUGAUACAUAACAAGCGCCGCCGGCCGCCAAAGCUUGUAUAUAAUGUAUAACUCUCUAUGUAUUUGUAUAUGUAAGAUGUGAAGGAGAGUGGUGGGGUGAAGUGGGGGCUCCAUUGCAAAUUCAGAACAAACCACAAAAAGAAGAAAACGAUGAAACUCCAAAACGCAAUCAAAACGUGCAUAUAAGCAAUUAUUUCUGUAGUAACUUUAAGCUAAACUAAACCUAAAACAAAGCAUAAUUAUUAUUUGAAUUAUGUUAAUUUAAUUUAAGCUUAAGUAGACUUCUAGCCCCUUGAACUUGACCAUUGUAUGCUCUAUGUGCUCCUAGAGUCCGCUACACACACACACAAGCAAACAAACAAUUAAGUAUUUUAGUUUAAUUAUAAUUAGUGCGUGCUUAUUUGUUAAUUUUUUUAUGCUGACCCCACAUUUAUUUCUUGGACAACUAUCAAUUAGCAAACAUUUGACGAAUUGAUAAUAAUUAUUUAUAUUAGCCACUAUACCUGCAAAUAUACAUACACAUAUGCAAA